Messenger RNA from Cicer arietinum (chickpea), 1968 nucleotides. RefSeq lists its product as uncharacterized. Gene Ontology annotation, molecular function: beta-1,4-mannosylglycoprotein 4-beta-N-acetylglucosaminyltransferase activity. Gene Ontology annotation, cellular component: membrane. Gene Ontology annotation, biological process: N-acetylglucosamine metabolic process. The record is from RefSeq and is a predicted model, not a curated record. NCBI's taxonomy places the organism in Eukaryota, Viridiplantae, Streptophyta, Magnoliopsida, Fabales, Fabaceae.
AAUAGUAGUAGUAGUAGUACCUUGUUGCAUACUAUAGUUAACUAACUCUACUUGUAUGGAUGGAGCUUCAUUUGGGACUCGCUCUCUCCACUAAUUUUAAAUCUCGUGCACACAACGCUAAUACUAAUAAGACCCACUUCCCAAAUUUCAACCAUGUCUUCCACCACAAGAACAAACGUACUUUUUCCCAAAUCAUGGACCAUGCACAAGAAGAAGAAGAAGAAGAAGAAACUUCCUCCACCACCACUCUCUCUCUUCUCCCAUUAACUCCUGGCCAUUCAGAUGAUCAUCAUCGUCAAUACUACAAUCAAAGUUCCACUACCACUAUCACCAAGAGCGAUGAGGAUGAUGAAGAAAGUUUGGUGGGUCGGCCACCGGUUAAUGAUGGGAGGAAGAAACUUCGUUAUAGUGAAAACGAUAUUAUUGAUGAUGAAGUUGGAGACAAUAUUGUUGAGGAUCGUGUGGUCUCCAUACAUGUUCAAAGGAAUUACGUGAAGGUGAAGAUGGAAGGUGUAGUAAUAGCUCGAAAGAUUGAUCUCAACAUGCACCAUUCAUUUCACACUCUCAACCAAACUUUGAUGGACAUGUUUCAUAAAUGUACUAGUAAUGAUGAGCAGUUAAACAACUAUGAAUUGGUUUAUCAAGACAAAGAAGGUGAUUGGCUUCUUGCUCAAGAUGUGUCAUGGAGAAGUUUCAUUCAGUGUGCGCAACGCCUCAAAUUGCUGAAGAGAAUUUUCAUCCACCGCCAAAAGGUUUCCUAUUUCUUCCGACCGCUUUGGGACAACCCUCCUGCCCCCUUCACAAGUAUACCUCACUAUUACGCCGAAAAUGUCUCUAUGGACCACCUUUGCCACCUUCACGGCUGGUCCCUUCGCUCGCAGCCUCGUAAAAUUUUUGAUGCAAUUAUCUUCAGCAAUGAGUUAGACUUGCUAGAUAUUAGAUGGCAUGAACUUUAUCCAUACGUGUCAAAGUUUGUGAUCCUCGAGUCGAACACCACUUUCACAGGCAUUCCAAAACCUCUUUUCUUUGCCAUAAACCAAGAAAGAUUUGCAUUUGCCAAACAAAAAGUUGUCCACGACUUGUAUCCCGGUAGAGUUGCAGUCCAGGGAUCAUAUGAGGACCCGUUUGUGCUCGAGUCAAAACAACGUGGGGCUAUGAAUACAUUGCUACGCCGUGCAGGGAUUUCAAACGGUGAUAUUCUUCUGAUGUCAGAUACAGAUGAAAUUCCAAGUCCUCAUACUUUGAAACUGCUUCAGUGGUGCGAUGGGAUUCCUCCUAUAAUGCAUCUUGAACUAAGAAACUACAUGUACUCAUUCGAGUUUCCCGUGGACUACAGCAGCUGGCGAGCCACUGCCCACGUCUAUGAUCCCCGGACACUUUACAGGCACUCACGCCUGACCGAUCUAAUUUUCUCAGACGCCGGAUGGCAUUGCAGCUUUUGCUUUCGGUAUAUUUCGGAGUUUGUUUUCAAAAUGACUGCAUAUAGCCACGCAGACCGCGUGAAACGGAAAUCUUUCCUUAGUCAUUCGAGAAUUCAGAACCUUAUUUGCAAGGGAGAUGAUCUUUUUGAUAUGCUCCCGGAAGAAUACACCUUCCAUGAGUUGAUUAAAAAAAUGGGGUCGAUACCGCGUUCGGCUUCUGCUGUUCAUCUUCCUGCUUACUUGAUAAAAAAUGCAGAAAAAUUUAAGUUCCUUCUUCCUGGUGGUUGCAUAAGAACACCAGAAUAAGUGUUUUUGUAUUUUAUUUUGUUAGCUUUUUAGCCCAGUAACACGUUACACGUAACUUAGAUUGUUUUAUUCUAACUAGCUUUUAGCAUAGAGAAAUUAGCUUGAGAUUUUGGUAGGAUGUUACAUGCUUAAUAUUGAGUUAUUUAAUUUUAUCAUUUUGUACAUAAAGCAGCAGGUAUAAAUUCCAUGGAAGAAACAAACAAAAAUAACAGUUUGGUAGCUGUGAAACUCAUCCAUUAUA